AUGGGGCUGUGUAACAGCUUUGUCUAUCUGUCCAUGUCCUGCUCUUUUGACCAUGAUGAUAUGGCUUUGAGGCACACAGCCCAGUUCCUGGAGAAGUCCUAUGAGGCGAGGAAGCAUGCAGAGAGAUUUCUGUCAUGCCAGAAAACAAAAGGGGUGGAGGGAGGGAUUGUCAUGCAGGACAUCAAGAAGCCAGAGCAGGAUGAGUGGGCAAACAGCCUGGAGGCCCUGCAGUGUGUCCUGAAACCGGUGAACUCUUUUGGACUGGGGAUGUAA
Pelodiscus sinensis (Chinese soft-shelled turtle) is the source of this 273-nucleotide messenger RNA. NCBI's taxonomy places the organism in Eukaryota, Metazoa, Chordata, Testudines, Trionychidae. The record is from RefSeq and is a predicted model, not a curated record.